This is a messenger RNA of Vigna angularis (adzuki bean), 1540 nucleotides long. Its product is annotated as CBBY-like protein. NCBI's taxonomy places the organism in Eukaryota, Viridiplantae, Streptophyta, Magnoliopsida, Fabales, Fabaceae. The transcript is spliced from 13 exons. The record is from RefSeq and is a predicted model, not a curated record. Gene Ontology annotation, molecular function: hydrolase activity. The coding region runs from base 66 to 1061 and encodes 331 amino acids.
UGAAAAUAUCAUACUUAACGAAGCUGGGGUUAGAAACCAGUCCACUGCAGUGUGACCAAAUCGCCAUGGCAACACCACGAACACUCGCAUCUUCCAUUCUCCAUUCCCACACUAUUCCACGCGCGCCAUGCCGCUUCCGCUUUCACUUUCGCUUUCCUUCAACUUUCUGCACUCUUACAUUUUCCUCUUCCAAAUUUCCCGCUAAAUCUUCUUCGCGCCUCACCGUCUUCUCCGCUUCAUCCGCCGACCACCGCCACAGCACAUCUCAAGACCUCGCCGUCCUUCUCGAAGUCGACGGGGUUCUUAUGGACGCGCAUCGCGUAGGAAAUCGUAUUGCCUUUAACAAAGCUUUCGAGAGGCUAGGGCUCGAUUGCGCCAACUGGACUGAACCUGUCUAUUCGGAUCUUUCGAAGAGAAGUGCUGGAGAUGAAGAAAAGAUGGUGUUUCUGUAUUUUAAUCGCAUUGGAUGGCCUGCUUCGUUACCCACAAAUGAGCAGGGACUAUUUGCAAAAAGAGUUUUGCAGCAAAAGGAAAAGGCGUUAGAAGAGUUUGUAAUGUCAAAAGAUCUACCUUUACGACCUGGUCUCGAACAAUUUAUUGAUGAUGCAUAUAAUGAAGGAAUUCCAGUGGUAAUACUAACGGCAUACAGUAAAAGUGGUGACAAUAUUGCUGGGUCCAUAAUGGAAAAGCUUGGCAAAGAUAGAAGCAUAAAGGUCAUUAUUGUAGGGAAUAAGGAGGUUGAUCAAAGUUUAUAUGGACAACUAGUCUCGGGAAAGGUAAUUGCUUCUGAUUUGGAUGAAGAGCUUGCCAAGGAAGCCAAUAGAGCUGUUUCUGCUGAAAGACAAAGACUAGCGAAGGAGGUAGCAUCCGUGCUAAAAUUGAGCGUUGAGAUUGAUACCAACUCAUCUGAAAGUCUAGCUAAGAUUGUUGCUGCACUACGAGCGGGAGCAGAAUAUGCAGGGUUACCCGUCUGCAAUUGUGUCCUUGUUGCUGGAAGCCAAUCUGGUGUAUCUGGAGCUACACAGGUGGGCAUGCCAAGUGUUGUUUUACGAAGCAGGUGAUUUGCUCUUGGAAGUUCAACAAACAUUUUGACAUCUAGAGCCGAGUUUCCAUUGGCAAACGCUACAGUAGAUGGAUUUGGAGGUGCAGAUCUAACAAUUUCAAAAUUACGUAAUAUACGCCCGAAGAACAAGCAAAGGACUGAAUGAGCACUUCCCAAAAAAUUAGCAAUAAACACAACAUAAUCACACUUGCUCUGGAGUUAGAGAUUUUUUUUUGCGGGCAAGCAACGGAGUUUAAGAUAGCAACCUGAGCAAAGACUAAUCUCUUCUCGAUUGGAAUUUGGCUGUGGAGAAGCUCCUACUGCAAUUGCUGGGUAAAUGUAACUGUAAUACGUCUGAUGUAAGAUUUUUAUUGAUAACUUCUCAUGGUGGAAUGAGAACGUGUUAGUAGUGGUCGGGUGGUUUUUUGUAAUUGACAUUGUGGCAUACAUUAUUACACUGACAUCCCAAACACUGAAUCUACGUCAAGUUCAAAGUUA